This is a messenger RNA of Carassius carassius (crucian carp), 2009 nucleotides long. RefSeq names its product SPRY domain-containing protein 7. Gene Ontology annotation, molecular function: protein binding. Bases 265 to 852 code for a protein of 195 amino acids. Lineage: Eukaryota; Metazoa; Chordata; Actinopteri; Cypriniformes; Cyprinidae. The record is from RefSeq and is a predicted model, not a curated record. The transcript is spliced from 5 exons.
UCUGUGAUAUGGUGUACAGAAUGUGAAUAAAAAUUUAGUUUACUGUCAGUUAUGAAUGCCUUUCUGUGUUGUUCAAAGCAUUGAAUAAAAAAAAAAAAAAACUUUCUGAGCCGGUAGCGCCGCCUUGAGGUGUACCUCUGUGUGUGUCAAAACAGCACCACUAGUCAACAAUCAUUUUUCCGUGGGAUCCGUUCUAUCUUGGAAGCAUUGUGCGCUCUUGUGUCUGCCGCGUGUAACUGCACUUCCGGUGAUCUCGGCGCGAGAAUGGCUGCGGUGUUUACGUGUUUGGCCUGCUGCGGGGAUGGCGGAGCGGGCCAUGCCCCCCUCAAAGAGAUGCCCACCGUACAUCUAGACACGCACCACAUGGGGACGGAUGUGGUCAUCGUGAAAAGCGGGAGGCGGAUCUGUGGAACUGGAGCCUGUCUCGCCAACGCCCCUCUACACCAGAACAAGAGCUAUUUUGAGUUCAAGAUCCAGUCCACGGGUGUUUGGGGGAUCGGUGUGGCCACUCAGAAGGUGAAUCUGAACCAGGUGCCACUGGGUCGAGACAGUCACAGUUUGGUGCUUAGACACGAUGGCUCCAUAUACCACAACAAUGAGGAGAAGAACCGAUUACCUGCCAACAGCCUGCCUCAGGAGGGGGAUAUAGUGGGGGUGACCUAUGAUCACGUGGAACUGAACCUGUACUUAAAUGGAAAAAACAUGCACUGUCCAGCCUCAGGUAUUCGAGGGACUGUGUUCCCCAUAGUUUAUGUGGACGACAGUGCCAUCAUAGACGCCCAGUUCAGUGAUUUCUACCAUACUCCACCUGAAGGCUUUGAAAAGAUUCUGUUCGAACAGCAGAUCUUUUGAAUUGUUGUCUGUGUGCAGACACACACAUAUUGUCAAGCUGAACUGUGUGUGUGUGGCAGCACGUGGUUACAAUCUCUCUCAGUGUUGCUUCUGCCUUUGCUUUUACUGCUGCUGCUUUUAGAAGACAGACCAGACUUUAUCCCGUGUGUGUGUGUGUGUGUGUAGACACAAAGAAAUAAGAGAGAGAAUCUACAACCCAGAAAACACUUUACAUAAGCACUGAAGACACUUAUUGAUUUCUGUUUUCUGUAGUGGGCGAUAUUGAUAAACUGAGCUUAGCCUUUUAUUUAAUGACAAUCUAUAACAAUAAGCUUUGUGUUUUUAAUUUAUGGAGAAAUCACUGAUAAUGUACCCUUGACUUUAUAUAUCUACACAAAUAUCAGCUUUCUUGAAUGAACCAGUUGUAUUUGCACUAGUUACAUGUGAAAAACCUCUUAUUCUAUUGAUAUUUGAUGAGUCUGUUAGUGUCAUUUGCCUAUAAUCUAAACUAGGCAUAUUUAUUAAUAGAUAACAAUAGCAGUUUACAGUAUUUUCCAGUGUAUUUUAACAUUUUACCUCUAUGAUCUCUAUUGCACAUAAUAUUACACAAGUGACUUUGGCUGAACAGAGUUUCAGUGUCAAAUAGACACAGACAAGCAUGAAUCUGUUUAACAUGAUCAUUUUUGCUGCCCUAGCUUAUAUCUUACCAAACUCCUUCAAAUGUUUGACAGAAGGUAAACAUUUCUUUUUUCAUCAGAUGUGUUUUGCUCCACUGACCCUAACCCUAACAUUAAUUACAACUAUGAACCUAAUUUUACUGUUUACUGCAGAAAUGUUAUGUACUCUUAACACUAAAACCACUCAUGCAUUUAUUUUAUUCACACAGUUGAAUACACAGCCACAUCUAAGUUUUAUUGUUAACUGCAUGGCCAUGCAGCUAUCUAAAGGCAAUGUGCUUUUCAGAAAAGGUGCUCUGAAAAAGCUUUGUCCUGUAAGACUUGUCAAGUCUGGUUUUUAGUCCUCAAAAAAACUUUAAUUCUCGCUGUACACUGUCUUAUGGUACAUUCCCCAAUAGAUGUAUUAAAUAAACCUAAGUAUUCUGUCUCUGUCAAAGACCUGUGUUAUAGUGUGAAAUGAAAAUGACUUUGUUCUAACAAAAUAAAAAAGGCAACAAUCAA